UCCUUUUUGGAAUACCAUUCCUUGCAUCCAUUGGAUCAUUGAUCAAUAAUCAUGCAUGGAGGAUUAUCAACAAUGCAAAGCAUCUGAUCCGAUAGAAAAUGGAUCGAUGUUCUUUGGUCAUGAGGCUCCUCUCUUGGAGAAUCUUAAUGUAACUCCUCUGGAUCCCCAAUUUCAAACAAUUAGGACGAUGUCAAUAAAAUUCUUCCGAGGGAUAUAGAUAAGAAAUUAGACAAAGAGAACCAACUGUCACCCCUCAAAGGAACUCGAACAAAUGGUGAGUAACUUUGGAUGUGGACAUCUUAGGCCUUCAGACAGAGCUUGCAUGAGUCAUCCCCAAGAGUUCUUUGAACCACCUCCACUCAUGAUUGAGAGGAGAAUGACCUUCUAAGCCCAUUGGCCUUUCCAAUAGUUCACCAAUGGUCAUGUCUAACUCAAAGGCAUAAAAGAGAGAGCAAUCCUUUGGAGGCAAUCCAUGUUUAAUACCUAACUUAAAAAAGAUAAUGAGAGUACUGCUGGGAGAUGGCUUGGAUUUCAAUUCCUUUGUAAUUUUGGGUAUUUGGUUUAUCAUGAAUAAAGUUGAUUGUUAUUUUGGUUGUUUGAAAUGUACUUUAAAUUUUAGGUUGUAAGAAAAUCUGAGCAAUGGAAUGAGGUUUAUCACUUUCGUUCUUGGCUCAAUAUAUGAUCAUAAGAUUUUUAAGGUACAUUUUGCUUGUGAUAAAAAUUGGUUUGCUUGUGCUUAGCAACCUUAGAAACCAAGAGCCGACGAACCAAACCAAAACUAACCCACCCACCCAAAAUGGUGAUCACUUGGAUGAUUUGACCUUCUUACAUGUGAGAAUUACCAAGAUGAUGCUUAUGCAUGAUUGUUUCUUACAACAAAUGGAACACACCCAUAUUUUAAUGGCAAAAUACACUUGUAUAGCCAAAACUUCGCGGUUGUGACAAUAAUAGCCAAUUUUGGAGAAAUACCACUUAUAGUCACUUCCGUCCUAUUCUUUAACGGUGUUAACGUUAAGUCUGACUGAACAAAUUAACAUAAAUGCUGACGUGGCGAGCACUUCUAGCCAAUUUUUUCUGUAAAAAUCCACAUGAAUUUAGAGAAUAGGAAAAAGAAUUAAGUGGAUAAAAUUUGAAAAGGCCUGGCAGCCCUUCUUCCUCCCGUCACCACCCUCCCUGCCUCCCACGCCCAUCUUCAUUCGCCGGCGGUCACAUCCCAGCAACCUUUCAACUCCCAUCUCUCCCCGAAAUAAAAUACAACCAAUAUUCAUGGAUUGGAAUCAAUUCAAGCAUGCCUAUCGGAUCACUCCAAGCCCCCACUACCAUAACCAAAAAAUGAUCCCCAAGUCUAAUUUUGCAUCCUUAGUUUGCUUGUUUACCCAAAAAUCCCCAAAAGGCCAAAACCAUCCAUUCGUUCCCACUCCUCUACUAGAUCUAGAUCGGCCACGACCUUCUUUUUCAGCCGCCGAUUUCCCAGUGACACCAGAGAUUGAAGUCAUUGUUGUCGGCUGUGGAAUCGGCGCCAGCCGACCUGACCCAGUGAGUAAAGAUGGGCAUGGGUGCGAUUGGGAAAUGCCAAUCGCUACUGCUGGCUGUGGAAUCGACGACUAGAGCAAAAAAGCAAGAAGCUAGCAUUUGUGGCAUCGUCGACUUCUACUCCUUCUUCUCUGCUCCACUGUGGCGGCUUCAUUCAAUCCGCCAUCAGCUGGUCCUUCAAUACACGAAUCAAAACCCAGAACCACGGUUCCCGAUGACGCUUUGUUUGAGCUUUGAGGAAAGACCUAGAUUCCAGCCAUCUCGAGAUCGGGGACGAAACAACCAGGUGCAAAUCUAGUAUCCUCAGAAGCCACACAUCAAAGUCGCCUCACCGAAAAUGGAAGAGGGCCAAGACUAGUUUCUCCUCGCUAUUUAGGAUUUGAUUUGGGGAUGGAUGAAAUGAUUCCCUUGUUCUUAGCGAGAGGAAGAAGAUGAAAGGGGAUCACCUGAAUUGUUUUUUAUUUGAUUUUGUGAUUAAAUAAAAUAAAAAUUAUUCGUUUAAUUUUUAAUUAAAAUAAAACAUGGCAUCUAAGUGUCAUCAACGGAUGAUUUGUCGCUGAUGUGUGUGAUGAUUUGACAUCCUAGUCAGCCUAAUGUUAACCUAACUCACGGAGAUUCUAACACCGUUAAAGUUUGUAACGGAAAUGGCUAUAUUUGUCAUAAAACUUUCAAAAUUCU
Molecule: messenger RNA, 2211 nt
Organism: Linum trigynum
Lineage: Eukaryota; Viridiplantae; Streptophyta; Magnoliopsida; Malpighiales; Linaceae
Source: the annotation of a GenBank genome assembly